AUGAUGAAAGCAAGAAAGUUAAUGAGAGUUGCUGAGUAAUAAACAACUGAAUUGUAUGAAUAUCCAAUUGAUAUACAUACUAAAAAUUAUAGUACGCAGAGAUAAAAUAGAAAAUUGGAUAAAAUAAAAUACAAUUAUCUCCCAAAAGUAGAUAAUUGUCUAAGUAAAGAUCCCUUUAUUAAUACUUUAAAAUUAACAACAUUGGAUUUAGUAUAGAAUUUCGAUUAUAUGGAUCCUAAUGAUGUUACAUUUCAACUAAAUGAAAUGGCUAAACAAAAGUCUUUUAUACAAUAAACCAAACCUUUUAAUCGAAUACAUCAAAGAUCAAUGCCUAAAUAAAGAAGCAAUAAUAAAUAUCUAUUUGAACUUUCUAGAACAACUAGAAUUAAUUGA
This is a messenger RNA of Paramecium pentaurelia, 393 nucleotides long. The record is from the annotation of a GenBank genome assembly. NCBI's taxonomy places the organism in Eukaryota, Ciliophora, Oligohymenophorea, Peniculida, Parameciidae.